AUGUUGUCCUACUUACAACCUCAACUAGCAUCUGAAUCUAUGCUUGCCAUCUGUUCGACAUCAUCGGAUGAAAGCAAUAAAUUAACAUAUCCUAAUGAAGAAGAUACGAAUGUACAUUUCAAUCCAGUAUCUACUGGAAUCAUUACAACUUCUUCAUCUGCACGUAUCCCAUACUCCCAUCCACAUCAUCACCACCACCAUCAUCAUCAUCGAUCACCUGUUUCAUUUGUAUAUGGACAUGCACCAACACCUACGUAUGGAUUUGGUUUUGGUUUUUAUGAAGAUAUGUCUCCAUUUGUUGAUACGACUAGAUCACCAUAUUCAUUUAUUCAUACAACAAAACGUUCUGAUCCAAAUAUAGACGUUAAACUUGAAAAUAUGGAUUUAUGGAAACGCUUUGCAGCUCUCAAUUUAGAAAUGAUUAUAACAAAAAAUGGACGGCGUAUGUUUCCAACUUUUAAAGUAUCAAUUACUGGACUAGAUCCGACAAGUAAAUAUAUUGUAUAUAUGGAUGUUGUACCUGUUGAUAAUCACCGAUACAAACAUCAUAAUUCUCAAUGGAUGAUUACUGGUGCAGCUGAACCACAUAUGCCAGGUCGUUUUUAUCCUCAUCCGGAUAGUAAUUCAACUGGAGCACAAUUGAUGAAACAACCAUUGUCAUUUAGUAAACUUAAAUUAACGAAUAAUACAACGGAUCAGAAUGGACAUAUUGUAUUGAAUUCAAUGCAUAAAUAUAUUCCGCGUCUGCAUAUAAUUCAAGCUGUUAGUUCAUCAAAUAAUGAUACAAAACUCUCUAUGGGACCAUUGGAUAAUGUGAAUAUAUUCAUAUUUCCUGAAACCCAAUUCAUUGCCGUAACUGCUUAUCAAAACGAAGAUGUCACUCGAUUAAAAAUCGAUAAUAAUCCCUUUGCUAAAGGUUUUCGUGAGAAUAAUGGGCACGCUAAUAGAAAAGAUGUCAAAUCAGUUAAACGACAUAUUGAUGAUGAGUAUGAUCGUAGACUUAAAUGUAACGAUAUAUAUGGAACACCGGAAUCAUCAAAACGAUGUAAGUCUAGUUCUGGUGAAGAAGAUCAAACGCCGCCUUCACGUGUCGUACCUACAAGUAGUACGAUUGAUGUUCCUGAUUCAACAACUCCAUUUACAGAUGGCUAUGAAAAUCAAUUUCAUUUACAUCAAAAUCAAUUAUACGAUCCAAAUUUAUAUGCAUCACCUUAUUCACGAUUUGCUCCAACUUAUCCAUUUACUUAUUCAACAAUGGCAUCAAUGGGACCUACGUCUUCAACUAAUCCAUUCACAUUGGCAGCAGCUGCUGCAAGUCGGUAUUCAUCACCAUAUACAUUUUCUGCACCAUAUUAUCAACAUUCGAAUUGA
Messenger RNA from Rotaria socialis, 1371 nucleotides. Lineage: Eukaryota; Metazoa; Rotifera; Eurotatoria; Philodinida; Philodinidae. The record is from the annotation of a GenBank genome assembly.